This is a messenger RNA of Arabidopsis thaliana (thale cress), 1304 nucleotides long. Its product is annotated as Transducin/WD40 repeat-like superfamily protein. Gene Ontology annotation, molecular function: diphthine methylesterase activity. Bases 64 to 1095 code for a protein of 343 amino acids. The transcript has 2 exons. The record is from RefSeq and is marked reviewed. NCBI's taxonomy places the organism in Eukaryota, Viridiplantae, Streptophyta, Magnoliopsida, Brassicales, Brassicaceae.
CUUUAAAACGCUUUAUUUUAGCCGCCGGGGAAAAAAUUGGUGACAAGAGCAGAGAGAGUCGCCAUGGACGCAGCAGAUUGCUAUCUCGAAGGAAACGCCGACGCCGUAGAAUUCUGUCCUCACGAGUCUUACGCAAACUUGCUCGCAGCUUCGACUUAUACACUUCAAGAAGGAGAUUGUCCCUCUCGAUCCGGGUCAGUGUAUCUAUUUGAUGUCGGAGAUGUUGAAGAUGUUGGCUUGAAUCUUAUCCAGAAAAUUGACACUGCUGGAGUUUUCGAUAUCCGGUGGAGUCGUGGUGGCGAUGGAGGAGACGUGGCGCUUGCUCAGGCUGAUGCUGAUGGAUGCUUGAUAGUUUACAAGAUAGAUGAGACUGAAAGUAAAGGUACUCUGAGAGAAGUCUCCGGGAAAAGAAUCAGCUCAUCAAUGUGUCUUUGUUUGGAUUGGGAUCCAUCAUCAACAUCAAUCGUUGUUGGUUUAUCAGAUGGCUCUGCUUCAGUUGUUUCAUUCACGGAUUCUAAUCUAGAAACAGUUCAAGAAUGGAAAGGGCAUGACUUUGAGCUUUGGACGGCGUCAUUCGAUCUCAACAAUCCUAAUUUGGUCUAUACUGGAUCAGAUGAUUGCAAGUUCAGCUGUUGGGAUAUCAGAGAUAGUCCGGCUGACAAUCGGGUUUUUCAGAAUUCCAAAGUUCAUACAAUGGGUGUUUGCUGUAUUUCAUCAAACCCAAGUGAUCCUUACUCUAUAUUCACCGGAAGUUAUGAUGAAACCUUAAGAGUUUGGGACACGAGGUCUGUUUCGAGACCUCUGAACGAAACAUCAGUGUCUUUAGGUGGUGGAGUGUGGAGAAUCAAGCACCAUCCUUCUCUGAGCGGUGUUGUAUUGGCGGCUUGUAUGCAUAACGGUUUUGCUUUAGCGAAGGUUAGUGAUGGGAAAGGUGAAGUGUUGGAGAGUUAUAACAAGCAUCAUUCUCUUGCUUAUGGAGCAGAUUGGUACAGAGGGAAAGAUCAGAAGCAAAGCGUUGUGGCAACUUGUUCGUUUUAUGAUCGGCUUCUUCGGGUAUGGAUGCCGAUAACUGAUUUUUCCACACGAUGUUCCUAAACUUAAGAACACAGCUGUUAAGGUAGAUUCAUCUGUGCUCCGACUUGAAUUAGGAAAUUUCUUUGAGCUCUGAUUUCGAAGGGUCAUGUUGUUGUACUUCGUUUUCCUUAUUUCCCGGAAUAUUUAUUUGGUUGAAGUUGUUUCAAGAACCAUCUGAUAUGGUUGAAACAACUUGAACCCCAUACUUAAUGAAAGUGAAUUUAAUAACA